UGCUCCUUUUCAAACUCUUCUCUCCCACCUUAUGUCCUCUCUAACGACCAAUAUCGCAGGCCCAACUUGUCUUCAAUUUAUGCAAGCAGACCCAUCCCGAUUCUCUCUCUCUCUCUCUCUCAAGCUCGCUCAUCUCCUUCAGUUCUCUCCCCAAGCCGAGGUCCGUGCCAUGUCUGCUGUUCUCCUCUGCAAGCAGCUAACUCGCGACUAUUCCUACCUCUGGCCUCGCCUAAAUCCUUCCUCUCAGUUCUCUCUCAAAUCCAUACUCCUCUCAUGUAUUCAAAGCGAGGACUCCAAAUCCAUAUCGAAGAAAUUGUGUGAUACGGUCUCCGAGCUGGCUUCCGGAAUCUUGCCGGAUAAUGGCUGGCCAGAAUGGUUGCCGUUCAUGUUUCAUGCUUGACGUCAGCCUCCCCAAGCACCGAUGUGAAGAUUGCGUCCUUCAAUGCUGUUAUCAGCUUCAUACAGUGCUUGUCCAACUCUGCUGAUCGUGACAGGUUUCAGGAUUUGCUGCGACCGAUGACGCGGACACUAAUGGAGUCGUUGGAUAACGGGCAGGAGGCAACCGCGCAAGAGGUACUUGAACUGUUGAUCGAAUUGGCCGGGACGGAGGCGAGGUUCUUAAGGCGGCAAUUAGUGGAUAUAGUGGGGUUGAUGCUGCAAAUUGCAGAAGCUGAAUCGUUGGACGAAGGAACGAGGCACUUGGCGAUUGAAUUUGUGUUCGCUCUUGCAGAAGCCAGGGAGCGGCAGUUUUGAUUCGGCUCAGCUAAUCUUCAAUUUUUCCAAAAAUUUAUUUACACUGUAGGUGUAGGACCCUAGCUUGGCUGUUAUCCGAGAGAGUAUGGGCAAUGCCCCAAGUAAGAAUUGCAUGUUCACUUCUUCUGCUGAGUAAAUGUACACAACUUGAUUAUUUUAGAACUUCUGUUGAGUAAAUUUACGCAACUUGACUAUCUUAGGACUUCUCCUGUUCAGUUGCUUUAUGCUGAUAAUAAAUUCUCAAUUUCUUUUCUUUUAUUGCUAUCCAUGCUCCAAGUAGGCUUAUCACAAACUACUCCCAACAUUUCUACAGGACUCAAUGGAUACUUGAUUGUGGUCUCUCAUUCUCAAUAAGUUGUGUACGGUUUUGACAGGUUGUUCCACCAUGGUUAAACUGCCUACCAA
Cucurbita moschata (crookneck pumpkin) is the source of this 1158-nucleotide messenger RNA. RefSeq lists its product as uncharacterized. Gene Ontology annotation, cellular component: nucleus; cytoplasm. Gene Ontology annotation, biological process: protein import into nucleus. NCBI's taxonomy places the organism in Eukaryota, Viridiplantae, Streptophyta, Magnoliopsida, Cucurbitales, Cucurbitaceae. Gene Ontology annotation, molecular function: nuclear import signal receptor activity. The record is from RefSeq and is a predicted model, not a curated record. The coding region runs from base 373 to 753 and encodes 126 amino acids. The transcript has 2 exons.